This is a messenger RNA of Mobula hypostoma (lesser devil ray), 5426 nucleotides long. RefSeq names its product inturned planar cell polarity protein (gene intu). Bases 2153 to 4912 code for a protein of 919 amino acids. The record is from RefSeq and is a predicted model, not a curated record. The transcript has 16 exons. Gene Ontology annotation, molecular function: protein binding. Gene Ontology annotation, biological process: vesicle-mediated transport; cilium assembly; nervous system development. NCBI's taxonomy places the organism in Eukaryota, Metazoa, Chordata, Chondrichthyes, Myliobatiformes, Myliobatidae. Gene Ontology annotation, cellular component: cytoplasm; cilium.
AGAUUUCAAUUGAUUAGCCAGCAGCUUGCCAAUUUUAUCACUGUGAACAUAAAAAUCACUUCUUGUUUUCUUUAAUUGGUUUACAAUCGAGGACGAGAGUAGUAAACUGUGUUCCAUUUGAAGUUCAGUUCUUUGUUUGUAUAGCUCCUCAGAAGGAGCCAUAACAUAUUUCUUAUCAAUUUCUUUAAUCUUGACCACAAUUACCAUCUCCUCCUGCUUCUGUUUCUUCCUCAAAGCAACGGAAUACGAAAUAAUCUGACCCCGAAUAUAGGCUUUAAAAGUGUCCCAAAGAGUGUUAACCGAAAUAUCUUCUGUAUGGUUAAUUGUAAAAAAAAGCUCAAUCUGUUCAUUCAUAAAAUUAACAAAGUCCGAGUCCUGAAGCAACAGCGAAUUAAAACGCCAUUAUCUAUUGUUUGGUAUAUUGGCCAUAAUUUUAAUAGAAAGCUUAAGUGGAGCAUGAUCCGAAAUGGUUAUAGAAUCAUAAUCACAUUUAAUCACUGAAGGAAUGAGACGAGAAUCAAUGAAAAAAUAAUCAAUUCUUGAAUAGGAAUGAUGAACAUGUGAAAAGAAGGAAAAAUCUUUUUCCUGAGGAUGCAGAAAACGCCAAAUGUCCGUCGACCCAGAAUCAGAAAGGAAAAAGUUAAUCAAAUUUGCAGAUUUAUUAGGUAAAGUCCGUAAAGGAGCCGAACGGUCCAAAGCUGGAGAUAAACAGGUAUUAAGAUCUCCGCCCCAAAUCAAUGAAAACUCGUUCAAAUUCGGAAACUGAUCAAACAAUGAUUUAUAAAAUUCCGGACAAUCCAUAUUAGGAGCAUAAACAUUAACCAAAACUACUUUUUUAUUAAAUAAUAAACCACUAACCAAUAAAAAUCUACCAUUCGGAUCAGAGAUAAUAUCCUGUUGUAUAAAAGUAACUGAGGAGUCUAUAAAAAUAGAGACGCCUCGAAUCUUAGCAUUGGAGUUCGAAUGAAAUUGUUGUCCCUUCCAAAAUUUGAAAAAACGUAGUCUGUCCCCCCUCCGUACAUGGGUCUCUUGUAAAAAUAAAAUUUGUGCUUUAAGUCUCCGGAACACUUUAAAAACUUUUUUCCUUUUAAUAGGAUGAUUAAGACCAUUAGUAUUCCAGGAGACAAAAUUAAUAAUAGACUCCAUAAAUCCUAAAGUCAACCCAUAACAAGGAGGAUUGACAAUAGGCGCGACCCACAGACCCGGAGAGGAAACAGAACAUACAAAAGAUACCGGGGAAAAGGACGUAACCAAUACUUCAAUAAUGUAUAUAGCCCAAAGAGAAACAAACUAAAACGUGAAGCCCCUCCCACCACCCCCCACCCCAGGACCCCAAGGCGAAAUCUAAAGCAGACCCGCCAGAAAGAAGCAAGCGCUAAAACUACCCCCAUGACUUCCGGUAUACGCUCCCUAAAAAAAAGGUAUAAAUAUGAAAAGGAUCAGCUAAUUGUAAAACAGUAAAAAAAAUAAGUAAAAAAAAGUUAGCUCAAUUAAAAUACACACAGAACAGAACAAAAGCCGGAAAGUAUAUAUUAAAAAAAACCACAAUAAACCUCAAACUCAUGAAUAGACACAGCAACAAAAAAAAUAGGAUUAUUAACAUAAAAUGAUUAUAAAAAGCAAAACAGAAUAAAAUUUUUAAAAAAACUACAAAAUUUAAGGCCGCACAGGAAAUACGUAAGAUGACAAAAGGGAAGUAACCACCCAGAAUCCCCUGGGAAAAGAAAGAAAUGACGCAGUUAAAAAGAAAGUUUAGCAGCCAUAUUAAGAAAUCAAAAGUAAACUUUUCUGCCCAAAUAGGGCACAGAAAAGUUAAAACCAACCAAUUCACAGCCUCCGAUCAACGGAGAAAAUUAAAAAAAGGCAAUUAAGAUGUUGAAGAUGAAAGUUGAUCCAGAUAACUCUGGGCAUCCGAUGGAGAAUCAAAAAAACGAAGAGCUCCAUCUAACAUGCGAAUCCUUAGACGUGCAGGGUACAGCAGCGCUGGUCUUAAAUCCAUCUUAUAGAAUUCCGACAUCACGGAUCUGUAACGGACCCAUUGGUCCCAGAUUGGUUUACUGAAAUCUUCCACGAAUCGGAACUUAAGAUCCGAAAAAUCAAUGAAACUUUUAGAUCGAGCGAAUCGAAACAGUCUCUCCUUGUCUUGAAAGUAAUGAAAACUGAUCUUGAACCUGAGUGGUUGGAUGAUGUGCAGAAGAAUGGAGAACUGUUCUACCUGGAACUAAGUGAAGAUGAAGAGGAUGUACUUAUCCAAGCUAAUUCAGUGCCAGCACCAUUAAUCAACCAUGUCAGGUUUAGUGAUAAAGAAGAAGAGAUCAUUACUGACCAUAAAUUAAAAGAGCCUUACAUACAUGAACACAGACUUAGAAAGCUUGCUAAUGUUUUAAAAAAGAAAAGCCGGAUACAUGGACAUUCUUGCAGCAAAGCAAAUGAACCAAAUAGUAAUCAACCACCGAGACCUGUUUCCAUAUUGAAGCACCAGCCAAACCCUAGAACUGGGGUAUCCGUACAACUAUCAUACAAGGAUGUGUAUGUUUAUGUUAAUCCAAAUAAAAUAAAUAACAAAUUUCUUGUAGAAGGGACAAAGCUGUUGGAAGCUUAUGUGGGGAUUGUUUGUCAGCCUUCAAGAAAAAAUCCAGCAGAAGGAAAACAUUUGGACAAAUUCACAGGUGCUAAAACACCAGCUGAAGAGAGAAUUAUUGUAUACAGUUUGAUUCAUGGCAGUACAGCAAUGAAAUCUGGUCAAAUAUUUAUAGGUGAUGCUCUGAUUGCUGUGAAUGAUGUGGAAGUAACCACUGAGAACAUAGAACGUGUCUUAUCAUGUAUUCCAGGUCCAAUCCAGGUGAAACUCACAUUUGAAACCUUAAGCCGUGAUGAAGUACAAACUGACAUGGCUUUUGAACACAUUGCUAAACCAGUUCCCACUGAUGCCAAUCUAGUGAAACUUGUAUGGGGUCAAGACACUGUAGAUCUCCAAACGGAUAUUGGAAAUGUUUCUCAUAUUGUAAUGUAUUUAACUUUAAAGGUGGAAUCUGAAAACUCCAAGGAAGAGCAAGAAAUCCUUUACCAUUAUCCAAUGUCUGAAGCAUCUCAAAAGUUGAAAAAUAUUCGAGGAAUAUUUAUAACCCUCUGUGAUAUGCUGGAAAAUAUAACUGGGGGACAUAUUAUCAGUACUUCAUUGUUGCUGAAUGGAAAACUUAUUAAUAUAGGAUAUUGGAAAGAAGGUAGCAACCUGCUACUCCUUGGACUACCUGCUGAAAGGGUUUCUCUUCCACAGCUAAGAAACAUGAUCAAGACUCUUGUAAGAACCUUACAGUACAUGUACAGCUCUUUAGAUAGUGCCUUUUGCAAGUUGGAGAAUUUUCACCGAUUAGACCACUUUUUCAGUUUGUACUUCCAACGAGCCGUUCAACCAGCAAAGUUAAACUGUAGUACCAGUCCCAGUUCCCAGCUUUAUAGUAGUUCAACAGCUUUGUUUUUAGACACACUACCUGGAGUCCGCUGGCUUACAUUACCCCAGUAUAUUAAGAUGGAUAUUGAUACCAUAUUGAGUGAUUUAGAAUCUGCAGACUUUGGAGAACUGUCUGAAGAUUAUUAUGAUAUGCAACGAUUAUAUGUGAUAUUGGGCUCCUGUCUAUUCUUCAAGGGUUAUUUGAUUGGCAAUCAUUUGCCCAAAGAUGAUCUCCUUGACAUCGCACUUUAUUGUCAGCAUUAUUGCUUACUUCCCCUAGCAGCAGAGAAACGGAUUGGUCAGCUGGUCAUAUGGCGUGAAGUGUUUCCAUAUAGAUAUCUUGUAUCAAGUAGUGAGCCAAUCAUUGAGGGUUACCAGGAACCAAAAGGAAGAUACUUUUUGCUGAUUGUUGGUUUGAGGCACUUCAUGCUGUGUGUGGUGUUAGAAGCAGGAGGAUGUGCAUCCAGAGCAAUUGGAAAUCCGGGACCAGACAGUAUUUAUGUUGACCAAGUUAAAGCAACCUUAUUUCAGCUUGAGGGACUAGAAACCAGUAUACAAGGUAGGCUGACCAGUCCUUCCACUCCAUACCUAUCAUGUGCUGAUUGGUUCCUCCCUCCUCGUGACAAGUUUGAAAGUAUCACCAGUUCCCCUAUCAUCAGUAAGCUGCAAGGUACAUCUAAGUCAACACAAUCUCCAAAAAGCCGAAGGACAUUAUUUGGAGAUUCCAGCCUGAGGAUGCCAAAAUCUGGUCCUCCAAGGAGCAAUAGUACAUCUGAUAAUGCUGGUGAAAGAUCUGGAGAUACUAGUUCCUUCAGUAUGAACUUCAAUUCAUUUUCUACAUCCAGUAACAUCAAGAAGCAUCUCCGUAGAGAGACUCUGGGUUCUGGUGGAUCUGAGAACAAGAAGAAACAAAGUUUUCUAAAUCCAUUUUUUCUGGGAAGUAUGAAGAAAAGCCUUCCUGAGACAGAGACUGAGGAAGUGCACUAUAUAAGAAAAUUGACAUCAGGCUCAGAAAACACUCUUUUUCACUAUAUUUCCUUAGAAGCAGUGCAGGGAAUAUUCAUUACGCCCACACAUACUGAAGUUGCACAACUUAAUGGUUGUAUUCACUCACAGCUAAUCAAAAACUUCCAUCGUUGUUGCUUAUCAAUUCGGUCAGUUUUCCAACAGACUAUGGACAAAUGGGAAAGAUAUCCAGAUAUUAUCCACAAUUCAACUCCAGUAAGUGUAAGGAAAAAUAGCUCAGGACUUGGUCCAGUAAAGGAACAUGGCAUCUUAUUCCAAUGUAGUCCUGAAAAUUGGACUGACCAGAAGAAGCCACCACCCAGCAUGUCUUACUGGGUUGUUGGAAGACUUCUUCUAGAUCUUCAUCCUCAAGAGUUUUAUGUAUGCUUCCAUGAUUCUGUGUCAGAGGUUGCUGUAGAGCUUGCUUUCAGACUGUCAUUUGGAUUGAUUACAUAAUGUGGAUGUUAAUUUAUAAGAACAUUUUCUGUGAGCAUAACAUUACCACAUUCCAAAAUAUACUGUAUGUAAAACUAGAUUCACAAUUCUCUUUGGAAUAUUCCAUUAACUUGAUUCUGCAUUCAAAAUGUUGAAUAUUUUUGAUGAACUGUUAAAUAAUCAAGUAUUUUAAAAUAUAUAUAGAAUGGCAGAGUACCAUCGAUUGCCCUAAACCCAGUAAUAUAAAAACAUAUAAUAUUCUUGGUUUAUUAAAGCAACAGUAAAAAUAAUUGGACCAAUUCAAACAAUGAAACAAUUCUAUAGCUGGAUAUAAAUUAAAUGUAAUUGCAAUCUAAUUGAAAGAAUUUAGAUUUGUAAUGUUUUCAUUUCUUAGUGAAUUUUGUUGGAACUGACCAUAGAAUAAAAAUGAACUAUUAUUUGAAAUAUGUCUUUAAGGAUAUUUACACAUGUUUUCUUUUCAUAAAAUAACACACCUGAAUUGUAAGUUGACUGCUUUAGGAAAGAUAAUAAAUGG